Messenger RNA from Colletotrichum costaricense, 243 nucleotides. RefSeq lists its product as uncharacterized. The record is from RefSeq and is a predicted model, not a curated record. The transcript is spliced from 4 exons. The coding region runs from base 1 to 243 and encodes 80 amino acids. NCBI's taxonomy places the organism in Eukaryota, Fungi, Ascomycota, Sordariomycetes, Glomerellales, Glomerellaceae.
AUGAAGUACCUCACCGCCGUCAUCGUCGCCCUUGCCACGUCUUCCAACGCCGCUGUCUGCAAUUACGGAUGGGGCAAGCCGGCGGGAUCAACAUGCCCUGGAGUCUACCCUAACACAUACUGCAGGGUGAAAACAUCAAAACAUCUAGCAACUUUCCAAUUCCCCGAACUUGUUCGUAUCCUGGCAACGGACGUCCAGUUCUACAAUCGUGCCUUGGUGGAAGAGGUUUCGUCGAAUGUGUAG